AUGGCGCACCUCCGUAGAUGCCCGAAUUUUACUUAUCACCCUAAAUGUGCUAGACUUCAUAUAAGUAAUAUUUGUUUUGCAGAUGAAUUAUUACUUUUUGCUAGAGGGGAUGAAGCUUCUAUUCAAACUAUGAUGCAUAUUUUCCAGCAGUUUUCAGAGGCAACAAGUUUGAAAGCUAAUCCUACAAAGUGUAAGGCGUAUUUUGGUGGUACGUGUAAUCCGGAAAAGCGGAGAAUAUUGACAGCAACUAGUUUUAAGGAGGGAGAGCUACCUUUCAAGUACCUUGGAGUACCUCUCUCGAGUAGAAGACUGUCUAUCAAUCAAUGUCAGCCUCUAAUUGAUAAAGUGUUGAACAGGAUCCAACAUUGGUCUGCUAAGUUGCUUAGCUAUGCUGGGAGACAACAAUUGGUCAAAAGUGUUUUGCUAACGAUUUCAGGCUAUUGGAUGCAGGUUUUCCCCAUUCCAAAAAAAGUGAUUACUGCCAUUAAUUCAAUUUGCAAGAAUUUUCUCUGGUCCGGAAAAGCGACUAGUAGGAAAGCGCUAGUAGCUUGGGGAGAGUGUCUGCGACCCUAA
Messenger RNA from Vicia villosa (hairy vetch), 573 nucleotides. RefSeq lists its product as uncharacterized. The transcript has a single exon. Lineage: Eukaryota; Viridiplantae; Streptophyta; Magnoliopsida; Fabales; Fabaceae. The record is from RefSeq and is a predicted model, not a curated record. Bases 1 to 573 code for a protein of 190 amino acids.